Messenger RNA from Octodon degus (degu), 1740 nucleotides. RefSeq names its product suppressor of cytokine signaling 6-like. Gene Ontology annotation, biological process: protein ubiquitination; phosphatidylinositol phosphate biosynthetic process; regulation of growth. Gene Ontology annotation, molecular function: 1-phosphatidylinositol-3-kinase regulator activity. Lineage: Eukaryota; Metazoa; Chordata; Mammalia; Rodentia; Octodontidae. The record is from RefSeq and is a predicted model, not a curated record. Gene Ontology annotation, cellular component: phosphatidylinositol 3-kinase complex.
AUGAUUGAAGCAGCAGGAUUAAGUAACGGGGAGAACUGUAAAUGGUCUGAUAUUUUAGCCUUCAUCCAGUCUACAAGUGGGAAGCUGGGCCAUCAGCUGAGAUUGAAGAUGUGGGUGGAAGCAUUUACAGUCAUAACGAAGAAAAUUAGUCUUAAAACCUUCCGGAAACCUUUUAACUUGAAUAAAAGUAAGGAAGACACUGAUUUCAUGGUAGUAUAGCAACCGUCAAUAGCCAGUGAUUUUGGAAAAGAUGAUGCCUUGUUUGGUAGCUGCUAUGGUAAAGAUGUGGCUAGCUGUGAUAUCAACAGUGAAGACGAAAAAGGUGGAAAAAACAGAUCAAAAAGUGAAAGCCUGAUGGGUACCUUGAAAAGGCGGCUUUCUUCCAAGCAGAAGCCAAAGGGCAAGGGCAGGACACCGUCUGGAAGCUGUGCUGAUGAGGACACCUUCUCUUCUUCCUCAGCACCCAUUGUGUUCAAAGAUGUCAGAGCGCAGAGGCCAGUCAGGUCUACUUCCCUCCGCAGUCAUCACUACAGCCCCACACCCUGGCCUCUCCGGCCCACAAACUCUGAGGAGACUUGCAUCAGAAUGGAGGUGAGAGUCAAAGCCUUGGUUCACUCUUCCAGCCCAAGUCCUGCAUUAAAUGGUGUUCGAAAGGAUUUUCAUGACCUUCAGUCUGAAACCGUAUGCCAAGAGCAAAAUAAUUCUCUUAAGAGUUCUGAUUCUCCUAAUGGAGACUUGCAUCUCCACCUGGAUGAACAUGUGCCUGUAGUUAUUGGACUUAUGCCUCAGGACUACAUUCAGUAUACUGUGCCUUUAGACGAGGGGAUGUAUCCUUUGGAAGGAUCACGUAGCUAUUGCCUGGACAGUUCUUCACCCAUGGAAGUCUCUACACUUACUCCUCAAGUGGGAGGUAGCUCUUUUGCUGAAGAUGAGAAUCAGGUAGACCAGGACCUAGUAGUUGCCCCAGAGAUCUUUGUGGAUCAGUCUGUGAAUGGUUUGUUGAUUGGCACCACAGGGGUCAUGUUGCAGAGCCCCAAAGCAAGUCAUGAUGAUGUCCCUCCACUUUCACCUUUGCUACCUCCAAUCCAGAAUAAUCAAAUCCAAAGGAACUUCAGUGGACUCACUAGCACAGAUGCCCAUGUGGCUGAAAGUGUGCGUUGUCAUUUGAAUUUUGAUCCUAACUCUGCUCCUGGGGUUGCAAGAGCAUACGACUCUGUGCAAAGUAGUGGUCCCAUGGUUGUGACAAGCCUUACAGAGGAGCUGAAGAAACCUGCAAAACUAGGAUGGUACUGGGGACUCACACGCUGGGAGGCCGAAGGGAAGCUAGCAAACGUGCCAGAUGGUUCUUUUCUUGUUCGGGAUAGUUCUGAUGACCGUUAUCUUUUAAGCUUAAGCUUUCAUUCCCAUGGUAAGACACUUCACACUAGAAUUGAGCACUCGAAUGGUAGGUUUAGCUUUUAUGAACAGCCAGACGUGGAGGGACAUACAGCAAUAGUGGAUCUAAUUGAGCAUUCAAUCAGGGACUCUGAAAAUGGAGCUUUUUGUUAUUCAAGGUCUCGGUUGCCUGGAUCUGCAACUUACCCUGUCAGACUGACCAAUCCAGUGUCUCAGUUCAUGCAGGUGCGUUCUUUGCAGUACCUGUGUCGUUUUGUUAUAUGUCAGUAUACCAGAAUAGACUUGAUUCAGAAACUGCCUUUGCCACACAAAAUGAAGGAUUAUUUACAGGAGAAGCACUACUGA